Messenger RNA from Epinephelus moara (kelp grouper), 4565 nucleotides. It is a transcript of the gene znf451, whose product is annotated as zinc finger protein 451. NCBI's taxonomy places the organism in Eukaryota, Metazoa, Chordata, Actinopteri, Perciformes, Serranidae. Gene Ontology annotation, molecular function: DNA-binding transcription factor activity, RNA polymerase II-specific; sequence-specific DNA binding. Gene Ontology annotation, cellular component: nucleus. The transcript has 13 exons. The record is from RefSeq and is a predicted model, not a curated record. Bases 1817 to 4447 code for a protein of 876 amino acids. Gene Ontology annotation, biological process: regulation of transcription by RNA polymerase II.
UGGUUGAAAGAAACAUUUUAUUAUUAUAACUGAAACUUGAAACCAUGUUUUGAGUAUGUGUAAAAAGUCUUCCUUUUGAAAAUGACUAAAAUAAAGGUGGGAUUCUCUGUCAAGUUACCUUUUUUUUUCUCAAAUAUCGUGGGUAAGUAAAUGUACAUGGUGUGAAAACUGUUAACUUUCAUAUCAAGCUCUACAACCCGUAUACCGCUACAACCAUACAUGUAUGUUACCAUACAUUUAAACUACUGGAAUGUUUAUAUCCUCCUUAGACCCAGCAUCCUCAUAUGAGGACAUCACAUUUUGGGUUUCCUGCACCUCAUACUUCAUUUUGCUCAACUUAGACUUGUUGUCCUCCUUUGAGGGCACCUUUAUGAUCAGUCUACAGCUGACACAAAAGUGGACAAGGUACAAAAGCUGAUCAGAUUUCAUGGUUGAAAUUAGUUUAUUUGUGCUAAAUAACCGUCUGUAGUUUGAUAUGGAAUACACAUUUGACAAAUUUUAGCAACAAGCUAAAGUGCUGUUAAUUAGGAAGUACUCAUUUGAGGACUUUGAUACUUAAUUAUCAUCUGGCUUGAGGACACUGGGACUUUAUUAUUGUACUAUCCCAUCAUUUCACACAGGCCAAAUAGGCGUGACUGUUCCCACAGAUAAAAAGGACAUUCAUAGACUGUAGUACAGAGCAGAGAAAAUAUAAUACAGAGCUUUUAGAUAUUUUGCAUUAUUUGCAAUUUUGUUUUGCACAGCCAUGUUCAGGCAUUGAAAUCAACAGUUGUAGAUGUGAACAGUGACCUCUAACCCAUUCAGUUACAAGGCAUUAAACAAUUGUUGCAUUGUUUGUAAUUUUGUUUUUGCACAACAGUGGUCAGGUAUUUAAAUUAACAGUUUUUUACUUUAUUACACACUUGACUAUUAAAAAUAAACCCAGUGUCCCCAUAUGAGGACAUCCUUUUUUCCAAAAACUUUCUCCUGUUCAAAGGCAAUACUUAGAUUUUUAUACUUAUCAGGUCCUACAUUCCCAAAUAGCUCUGAGAAAUUAAAAAUGCAUACCAAACAAAAGCUGGGGUCUCAGGAGGAUAUACCAUACGUUGCCUUGUAUAGUAUUAUUAAAUGUAAUAAAUGGAUGUUAUUGCUAUUUAUAUACUUGCAUACAAGCCGUAACAAAAUAUGAAUGAUUCUCUAUGUCAGCAUAUGGGUACCUGUACCUACCUGUUAAGUUUGUACCACAUAUGUUAAUAUAUAUCCAUACAAUUAACUGCCAAGAGUGGUGAGUUUUGAGUAUGUCAAUAUAUAUGUCUAUGUGACUGUAAAGAGACUUUAAGACUGUAAAACCUAAUGAAAGAGACUUGGACUGGACACUGCGAAUUACUUAUAGACAUGAAUGUUGUGUUUAAGCACUACAGUUGCACCAUAAAAGUUAUGUCCACACAAUCACAAUGCAUUUAUAAAUAAACAUUAUUAAAAUAUUUUUGAACCUGCAGUUAUUCCAGCAUGACCACGCAUUUGUGUUGCGUAUAAAUUACUUGCAGUAUUCUGUUAAUAGUGUACGGUAAGUACAGCUUUAAGUUAUUCAGAGUGAUAGUUUGCGAUGGUUUCACACUUCAGCCCGGACAAUGUAUGACGGGCGGAGUUCUUCUCUAAUUUGUUCUAUCUCAACGACCAGUAACCCCGCCCGUGCGGCACACUCCGCAUAGAAAAGGAGCGCUUCACUCCCAUGUGACGUUGCAGACCAGACUAGCUGCGUUUGCUUUGAUUUGCGAUGUUGUAGCUAGCUACCACUCCGUCAAACUGAGGAGCCAACACAGUAAGCAGUAGAUAAAUGUCUUCUCCAGCUCAAGCGGACGAUGAUGAGGUGGAAGAAGUGGAGUUUGUAUCAGAGGGCCCACUCCGACCAGUAGUGGACUGUAUUGAUCUGCUGAGUGAUAGUGAGGAUGAGGGCUGUUCAUCACUGGCAGGCACAAUUGAGGAUAAAAUCAGCCGUCAUAAAGCGCAUGUCACAUCUACACUGGACAGACUUGCACACCAGGUGGCCCUCGAGAAAAAGGAGAGAUCAGAUAAAUGCAGAGCGUUCAAGGAGAAGCAAAUACUACAAAGAGCUCAUGGACAACAGGAGCUUGCUUUCAGUUCUACAAAUGGAAUUAACCAGGAAGCAAAACACUGUGUAGACAUGUGGUUAAAGAUGCCAGGUCCUAAACCUGGAGUGAUCAAUGCUGGUUUUGGAAGAAGACACAGACCUGCUUCUUUCCCUCCGAAUAUUUCAACUAGACACACCUGUCCAGUGAUCAACUGUGGUCGAGUUUAUGACAAUGCGUCCCUCCUCGAUGGCCAUUUAAAAAGGUUUGAUCACUCCCCUUGUGACCCCACCAUCAAUCUUAAAGGAUGCCCAUCUGAGCUCUUUGCCUGUGUUGCCUGUGGUCAACAUUUUCAGACUGAAGAAGCGUGGAGGAAACAUGUGAAAUCUAAGGUGUCCUCAUCUACUGCCGAUGGUCACAGCAUCAAUCAGAACUAUCAGCGGAUUGUGUGUUUUGCCUGUCCUGCUUGCUACUUCCUCUUCAACCUCCGGGAUGAGUGUCUUCAGCACAUGUCGGCCAAAAACCACUUCACAGAGUCACUCGCCAUGACAGAACCCAGAGGAAGAGCGCUGCCAGUUCCCAUCUCACAAUACGUUAAGAAUCGUCUCAUCACUUUGUGCAAGGAUGCAACGUUCAGUGUCCGGUGCUCUUUAUGCCACAAAGUGCUGGUGUCACAUCAGGCAGCUCAAGCUCACUUUAAUGUGCACUGCAGACAGGGCUGUGCGGUGGCAAAGGCAGAUAAAACUGUAGUGCAGGUGAUGAAACAGCUGCAGGUGCGAGGGCAGUGCUCCCUCUGCUGCAAAAUCUUCUUCAGCCAAGCUGAAAUUGAGAAACACAAAGAAUCGACCCAGCAUGAUGUGGAGGUCAACCAAACAAUGGAGAAAGCCCUGCUUCAAUACUGCAGGUUUAGUGAAAUUCAACACACCCAGAGGGAUAGAGAGGCGCGGAGGAAAAGACAAUCCGCUGGCCUUGAAGCUCCUUUUCAAAAAAGACACAAGAAGGGGAGUGAUGGUGAGGAAUUUCCAGCCAAACAGAGGAGACAGAGUGUGAAUGGUAGCUUCAGCAGAAAUUCGGUAACGGCAUGGUUCUGCGAGUGUGGCAUACAGUUCUCAGAGGAGACUGCAGCCAGUAAGCAUCUCUUGGCUGCGAACCAAAUUUUCCAUCAGUGUGGCGUGUGCGGCAAACACAUGGGAGAGUCCUCAAUUACCCGCCUGCACAUGAGUCGCUUCCACGGGGGAGCUCAUCUCUCCAACUUCCUCUUCUACUGCCGCAAGUGCAAAGUGGAAAUGCCUCGGUAUGAAGAUAUCCUGUCACACGUAUCAGACACUCACAGCGGCCACACCUUCUUCGCCGAGCAGGAAGUGCCAGAGGAGCUCACCACAGUCAUUGAUGCCAAGCCGUCCACCAGCACAGAAGUCACCCUGCAUUCAUCCUCCAAGUCCAGAAUCCAGCAGAACACAGUAGAGACGUCUUCUGUAAAAGCAGAGCAGACUUGGAUGUGUCGUAUGUGUGAAGACAUCUUUGACUCCGAACAGGCCGUCCGCAAACACUGCAGUGAUGUGAGCAGUCACAGCUUUCAGAGAUUCAUCUGUGGACACUGCCCGCAGAAGUUCUUUAAAGAGUCCACUGUACGCAGACACUGUAUGAACGAGCAUGACGGGCAGAUACAGAGCUCCCACUUCUGCGGCCUCUGCGACAGCAUGCAGUUUGAAACCGAGGGCGAGUUCUUGGAGCACUAUAAGAGUCUUCACAGUAAGGACUACUACUGUAUGGAUGAUGCUGAAGUCGUUCAGCCUGCUGUCGCUGAAAGCACCAGCGAGCCUACAUGCCCAUGCAUGGGUCCAGAAAAGAGCAACAAGGAAAUGAAAGCUACGUAUACACAAUGCAUGAGGAAUCUGUCCGCUGAGGGAAAAUGUCAGUAUGUGUGCGCUCCUUGUGACGUAUCUGUGCCCUCCUACGCACAGAUGAAGACUCACGUCCACACAAAGCACGCAGCCUUGAACCUGGACAAGACCUUUAAUGUAGAAUGUAAAGCUUGCCAGGAGAGUUUUAUGGGUGUACCAAGUUUCCAUAAACACUAUCAUGCCCUACACUGUACACUGGAACCUUGCAUGAGCUCCAGGACCUGCAGGAAAGACAUGAUAGCAGAACCCACCAAUGUAAAAGUGCUCAAUGCUGUGGAGAUCAGAGCAGACACCACUGAGAUCGAAGAUGAAACACUGGUGACGUUAUUGGAGAUGGAUCAGGCCAACAAAGAGAGUGAAGCAUGUGAAAAUGAAUCAGAUGAUGAGAUGAACCAUGAACCAUCUUUGAGUGCAGAGGAAAGAGAGUCAGCAGUGUUUGCAGUGACAACAUGUUUACAUGAAUGUGGAACUUAAUGAGGAUAUACAUUUAACAACUCAAUAUGUAAGUUUGAUUGAAAAUGUUGAGAAAGUGCUUUACAAGAUCAGUCAGUCCCUGCAGCGUGUGUUUUGGGGAUAUAGUGUAACUUUGAUC